Molecule: messenger RNA, 972 nt
Organism: Bemisia tabaci
Lineage: Eukaryota; Metazoa; Arthropoda; Insecta; Hemiptera; Aleyrodidae
Source: RefSeq, a predicted model, not a curated record
AUGAAUAAUGCAGCCAACCACACCCAGAGAGUACAAUGGACCGAAGAGGAAUACAAAGAAGUCAUAUGGUGCCAUUGGUUUGUUCAACAGCUUCAAGAAAUUAAAGACGAUGUUCACUCCACCAUAGAAGCAUCCACUGACCAACACACAACUGAAAGCUCACCAGGUGAUGCCACAAACGACGAGAACCGCCCGUCGAGACGGAAUGAUCCAACUGACCCCAGGGAAUCGGAGUCAACGCCAGACAGACCUCAAACCAACGAAACUCCCAGAAGAAGUAAGCAGCUGAGAAUACCAUCUCCAGAACCAGAACACGAAACAACUCCCCAAGAGCAGAACAUGGCGAGCACUUUAGAAACAACGACCUCUACAUCAAAGCUAAGAAGCGUGUAUCAAGAAGUUCUCGAGAUGAAUCUGGAAGAAAGAGAGCCGAUAAGGAAAAUAAAGGGGGCGAAAAAAGACAAAGAAAUCAUCAUGCGAACUAACAAUGAAGUACAAAAUAUGCUUGAGAGCGAAGAAAAUCUCGACCUUUGGAAAAUCAACUGCUUGCUCUACGCUGCAGCCCUCACAAUCAGUGACGAGUCGACCGGCCCAAAAGGAACUAAAAUGAACAAGAAAGAAAGUAAGCCCUUAUGGCAAAAAAGAAUUGAGUUCAGAAUCCAAGAUCUGAGGAGGAACCUUUCAGUACUAGCUAACUUCAAAAUAACGAGCAAGGAAAAAGUACAACAGACAACCCACAAAGUCCAGUCAAUCCUAGAUAAAUACACCGCGGAAGGAGAAGAAAGCAGUAUAGACAAUGUAAUGGAGCAACUGAGGCAACGUAUUGCUGUCUUUAGCCAAAGAAUAAGAAGGUACCAGAAAAGAUCAAAUCAAUUCUCUCACAACAGAAGCUUCGAAACCAACUGCAAAAGCUUCUACAGGAACAUCAAAGGUGACUCCUCCGACAUCGGUGAAACCCCAGAGAAAGAAAAG